Messenger RNA from Temnothorax curvispinosus, 372 nucleotides. Its product is annotated as secreted acidic protein 1A-like. The transcript has a single exon. The coding region runs from base 1 to 372 and encodes 123 amino acids. The record is from RefSeq and is a predicted model, not a curated record. NCBI's taxonomy places the organism in Eukaryota, Metazoa, Arthropoda, Insecta, Hymenoptera, Formicidae.
AUGUGGGUAUGGAAACGCGAAUACCCACUCUCCAACAAAGCCGCCGCGUUUAACGCCAAACUGGCACCGAAGUUCCGCGGGCCCCUCGAGGUGCGCCGAAUUGUAUCACCGGUAAUCGUCGAUCUCCGCGACAAAAGCGGCAAGUGGAGCCGCCAUAUCCACGUACAAGAUUUAAAACCCGCGCCCGCCGCCCCCGCGCCUGACGUCAAUGAAGAGGACAAUGACACCGAGACCGACACCGGCGAAAAUGACAUCGAGGACGACGGCAGUACCGAAACCGAAACCGACAACGAUGAAAACACGGAACCGGGAGAUAACGACAAUAACAACAACGAAACAAAUUCAGAGGACGACGACGGAGCCGAAGAUUAG